AUUUGAUGAUCGACAUAUUCAUCAGCGUUUACAACAUGACUCAAAAUGGCUGUGCACGUCUCCACUAAACGGCUACUGAAAGAAAGAAACCAAAUCACACCAACUAUUUGUUAGACAUCUGUUAAGGUUUCAGCCAUUUUGGACCAUAGAGAAUAAUUCCACUAUGACAAGCUUCCAGCCUUGGUUGUAAUUGUGGCGCACAUCUCACGCACCUGCAUGGGGAGGAUGGAGAGCGAUUGCAGAAUCCCUAUGUUGUGCUUGAGGCCCAGAGUCCUGGCCUUGCAUGCACUCUUCUGGGGUUUGGUGUCUCUCAGAGUGUUUGGUGCAGCUCUGCUGAGUGAGGAGAAGACCACAGUGGCCAGGCCGGUAACCACCCCCUGUUGGCAAAUGGAGGAGUUUGUGGUUGCGGUGGAAUGCUCCCGGUGCAACGCUUUCCAGUCGUCAUGGGCAGCAUGUAUUCAGACGGGAUACGCGGAGAGGAUCAACUGCACCAAGUCUAAUAAAGAUGAGUACAAGAGCUGCCGCUCUACCCUGAUGGAGGAACACCUUUUCUGGAAGUUUGAGGGAGCUAUGUUGGGCCUCACCAUACUGUUUGCCCUCGUAGUGGUCGCUAGGCAACGUUCGCUGGACCGGCUUGCCUCCGAGAAAGUCCGCAGGCAGAUCGAGUCCAUCUAGCACAGUACACCAGAGUGAAGAAACUAGUAGACCUCACCAGUGGUUCAGCUCAUAAUUUCAAACUCUUAAGAAUUGACACCACAUUUCAACAGCAUGGAGGUCUGAAUAACGUUAUGUCCGACAAUGGGCCAGACUUACUGGAAAACGGUUUCUAAAUUUUGUGGUUGAAGAAAUGAAAAUGAAAUCAAGAUUGACAGUGAAACUCCAGCCCUAAUUUUAACCUGCCAAAGCACAAAUGAUGAACAGUGUCUGGCGUUUGUCAAUGGAAUAUUAAUUCCCUAAAGGGAAUGGGUCUUCUGAGUAGUGAACUUGCGGUACUUUGAUUUAGACGAAGUCUGUGAAAUUGAUGAACGUUGGGAACUGACUGCAUUUUAAGUAGCAGACAACUGAUAGAUUCGUUCAAGCCAAAUACAUGUUUCUUUGACAUUUCAUUUAAAAAGUGGAUUGAAGCUUGUGUUGAAUUUACAGAAAUGUCUGACAAAUGACAGACAAGUUUCUGGCAUGUGUUUCUGUUCUCUGAGAGAACCAAGAAUAUAAUCUAGUGUCAAAUGCCCUGUCUGACUUGGACUAAUAACUAGGGUGUGAAAGGUGAAAUCUUGUGUGUUUGGAGAUUUGGUACAUGAUUCUAAAUGUAAACUAACAUUUGACUACUAUAGUUUUUGAUAGGAUAUAGAGUUAUCAAAUAAGGAUAUAGAGUUAUCCUAUAUACACGACACACUGCACAUCUUUAUUCUGCUUUCAUUCAUUUAAAAACUUUGUUGGAUUUCUGCUGAUAGACUAACUUUUUUCCACCUAGUAAUGUUGGUCUCGGAGCUCAGUGAUUGGCAGUAUUUUCCAGAUUUGUUCAAGCUAAUGAUUUUCAACUGUAAAUCAUGUAUUUUUAGGAAAGAUGUGAGAUGUUUUCCAGCCUCAGCAGCUGACAGAUGAAAAUGAUUUAAGAAUAAAUGGGAAAACACUU
Coregonus clupeaformis (lake whitefish) is the source of this 1633-nucleotide messenger RNA. RefSeq names its product protein JTB. Gene Ontology annotation, biological process: mitotic cytokinesis. The transcript is spliced from 6 exons. The coding region runs from base 217 to 675 and encodes 152 amino acids. Gene Ontology annotation, cellular component: midbody; spindle; membrane. The record is from RefSeq and is a predicted model, not a curated record. Lineage: Eukaryota; Metazoa; Chordata; Actinopteri; Salmoniformes; Salmonidae.